GCUAUUUAUAACCAUCAUUGUGAGCAAUGUGGUUGUGGACAACAGCUGUUACUGUGCUCUCAGUGUCUCUAGCUCUUUUUCUACACAGAAGAGAUCCUCUACCCAUCUAUGGUAUCUACAGAAGACCUGGCAAGUUCUUCUUCUUCAAGUAUUGGAUAUUUAGAUUUAUACUGUACCUGAGAAAGAGACAAACAAAGAAAAAUGCUGGGUUUGGAUUCUUCAAUAAACCAGCUGAGGAGAUGGAUAAAGCUCAAGAACUGUCUGAUUCUCCAAAGGCAUUUGAUGCAGUAUUUUUUCAUGCAGUAACUCAAGAUGGCUUUUAUGUCAUAGCAGGCAGUGAACGCAGAAAACACAACAUUGUCAAUGGUCUAUUCUAUGUGGUGGUACCUGGACUAGGUCUAUUGUGUAGUCAUAAAAUACCUGACACUGUACUGUUUGAUGCCAAAGAUGACACUUUUGGAGCUGAAGGAAUCUUGGCACAGCCUCUAGAACCGAUGAAAAAAUGGAAACUAUCCUACUCUGGAGAAAUGUGGCUUCAUAUCAAUCCUACUAAACAAUACAGAGUAAUGUUUAACGGUGUUUGGACUUCAAAUAUGCCAAUUUUCAAUUUUGACACCGAUUUGAAUCCACAUCUAGUAGCAUCUGCUAUUGCUAAUGAAUCCUGGACUCCAAGCUAUUUCAGGAUGCUUAAAAAAGCUCACCAGAGUCACUAUGAGCAGAUGGGACAGAUGGAAGCAACCUUGGCAGUUGAAACCGAGACCUACAAGUUGAGUAACAUGGCUGCCUUUCGUGACCACAGUUUUGGUAGAGAGAGGGACUGGAACCUGAUGCACCGCUACGUGUUCCACAUGCUGUUCCUGGAGGACGGGACAAGAGCAGCUGUGGGUGCCAUCUGUCAGCCUUCUACUUGCUCUGUUUUGCAGACAGGCUAUGUAUACAUGCCAAGUGGAGAGAUGUGUACUCUGGAAUGGUGCGACUUUAAAUUGUACCAGCAUGGAGAGUGUGGCAAUCCACCUAAAGACUACGCCUUCCGUUUUAAAGCAGGUGAACGAGUAUUCUGUGUUCAGGUGGCGGUGGAGCGGGAAUCUGUCCACUAUGUGGGGUGGCGGUGGGAAGCUCGGAUGGUGGAGCGGUUUGUUACCUACAGAGUAGACGGUGUGAGAGGGCGUGGAGUGAGUGAGUGGCAUUAUCACAGCUCCAGGGGACGUCCCCUCUCUGCUAGCAACCAGGAUCCAGCAUGGUUCUCUGAAGUCAUGUCCGAGUACUAUACUCAGAAACUUUGAAAACACCGAAAUCACAUCUCUUAUAUUACCUAAAAAUAUUUUUAUAAAAUAAAAGAAGAAAUGCAAUAUCAACAUGUAA
This is a messenger RNA of Homalodisca vitripennis (glassy-winged sharpshooter), 1362 nucleotides long. RefSeq lists its product as uncharacterized. The coding region runs from base 27 to 1283 and encodes 418 amino acids. NCBI's taxonomy places the organism in Eukaryota, Metazoa, Arthropoda, Insecta, Hemiptera, Cicadellidae. The record is from RefSeq and is a predicted model, not a curated record. The transcript is spliced from 9 exons.